AUGAGUUUAGAUUGGUAAUUCCUAAACAUUGAUCCUUCAAACAUAAUUACUCAAUGUGGCUCAGAAUAAAUUAUAGGAGGAUAUAAUAAAUUUGCAAAACAGCACGCUGCUACAAAAUUAUUACAAUUACCUCCUCAUUAUAGGUUGAAAAUUUCUCUGAACCUUUAUAUGUAAGCUGUUUAUAUAGCUUAGAAUCGAUUCAUGGGAUGGCAUUGAAUUCUUCUAAGUAUAUGUAGAUCAACUGUUAGUGUACAAUGUUAGCUAUUCAGGCUUAGAUGGCACAGACUAUCUAUGUGGCUAAGGAAGUAGAAAAGAUUCAAUUAAUUAAAUAUCAAUAGAGUUUGAUCAUACAGGAUUGACAGUUUUCAUCUACUUAACUAGUACUUUGGAUGAUAACGCUUUGGAUGUAUUAUUAUUCAUAAAUAAAGGAAUCUUGGGGCUUCAAGAAUUUCAAACUCUUUCUUUUUCUGUGUCCACCAGGAUGCCUUGCUUGUAAUAGUUAAGAUAGGGAUGUUGAUUGUAACACAUGGAUGCUAGCUCAUUCCUCCUAUACAGAACUUGUUUUUGGCAACUUUAUUACUGAUGGAUGGACUAUUAUAAAUGGAGAUCAGAAUAAAUGGCAAUGUCAUAGUAAGAUAUUGAUAUUUUAUUUUAGCGAUUCCUACUAUAUGUGGCAAAGAAAAGUGCGGAAUAGAUACUCAACUAAGGUUGACUUUAUUGAACUUGCCAGUUCAUACAUAAAUGAGAAUAAAACUCAUGUAUCUCAGGGUUGGCACUUGGGAAUGGCGAGAUUAAUUUAAAACGACGGUUGAUCAGGAAUUAAUAUGGGAAUCGCCACUAACCUCCCUGCCUAAUUAUUUAUACGGAAUUUGUGACCCAACUUCCUUAGAUGUACUUAUUAAUAUAGAUAUGGUAUUUCCUCAUUUUUUAAGUAAUCCCACAGUUUUCUUUUUAAAUAAUUUGGAUGGACCAUAUGCUGAUGAGUCUUUUGGAGCAAGAGACAUUUAAAUUUUUAUAAGUAUAAAAAGAAUAUUAAUUUAGAAAGAUUAAUUUGUGGUGAUAAAGUUGUUUAGUUAUAUGAAGAAUGCGAUGACGGCAAUUUGCUUCCAUUUGAUGGUUGCUUUGGCUGCAUGUUUUCAUGUGUAGAUGGAUGUUCCGUCUGUUAAGAUAUGAUCUGUCUUGGUUGCUUUGAGGGUUGGAUUUAUUUAGAAUAAGAAUAUAAUUGUGAAAAAUAACUGGUUUAGGAAACCUCUUACAAUAAUUAUUAAAUGUAGUGCAGUGAUCAUUGCUUAUAAUGUAAUUCAGGCAUUUGCUAGGUAUGUGAGAAUGACUAUUUAUUGGAGGAUAAUUAUUGUGUUUAAUUGGAGAAAAUAGAUUUAUGUUAAGCUUAAUGUUAGGUUUGUGUUGACAAUGUUUGUUAUAAAUGUUAACCUGGAUAGAUUUUAAUUUUAGGUUUGUGUUAAGAUAUUUGUGGAGAUUAAAUAGCUCCUUACACACUUAUGGAAUGUAAUUGUGAUCAAAACUGUGAAGAAUGUGUAAAUACCAUUUGUUAUUCAUGUAAGAGCAAUUUGAAAUUACUUGAUAAUUAUUGCAUAGGUACUUGCGGAGAUCUUGUAGUUUAGGAAUCUGAAGAUUGUGAUGACGGUAAUGAUACCGAAUUUGAUGGUUGUUUCCAUUGCCAUUAUUCUUGUCCACUAGGAUGUAAUAACUGCGAAAAAGGAAUGUGUCUAGAUUUAUGUUUGCCAGGGUUUCACUUUAUGAAUCAAGCCUGCUCUACAAUUUGUGGGGAUUCCAUCAUAGCUGGCAAUGAAUAAUGUGAAGAUAAUAAUACUUAAGAAUAUGAUGGAUGUUAUCUAUGUAAAUUUUCAUGUCCUAUCAAUUGUUAUGAAUGCUUUGAAGGUACUUGCAUUAAUUGUAAUAUCGGAUUUUAAUUAAUUCAAAAUUAAUGCUCAAAUGUAUGCGGAGAUGGGAUCUUAUAAAUUGAAGAAUAAUGUGAUGAUGGAAAUGAAGAUAGUGGUGAUGGAUGCUCUAAAACAUGUUAAGUGGAAAUUGAUUGGAUCUGCAAUUAAGGUAAUGAUUGCGCGUUUGUUAAGUACCCAUAGCUUAUGUGUGAAUUUAUUGAGCAGAAUAAUUAAUAUUAAUAUACGAGAAUUAAAUUCUCUUAGGAAGUUUAAUUACUUUCUGAUAUUAAUUAUUAAGAUGCCAUAGAACUUUCAAUUGUUGAUUUGAAUGAAACUGAUUAUAACAUUACAAUUUUAGAAGUUCAAUCUGCUUAGUAUUAAGUUACAUCAGAUGUAGAAUACAUCUUAUAAAUUUAGAUCUUUACUAAUUAACUUUAGUAUCCAAUCUUAACAGUCACAUUAACUGAAUAAUUAUACAAUGAUAAUUUAGCCCCUUUAGUAAAUACGGUGGAUUAUUUGUAAUUAAAUUAACCGAAUUAUUUAUCUACUUAACAGGUUGAAAUAGCUAAAACUGUUUAAUUGGUUAGCAAAGUGUCGUUUCUAUCUAUAUAUGUUUUAUCAAUUAUUUUAAUGAUAUUAGGAAAUGCACUCUCAUUUUGGGGAAUGUUGGAUGCCCUUUAGCAGUAAUCAUAUCUCAAAUUUAUCAAUGUCUUAUACCCACAAACUUUAAUUAUUUAUUUUCAAUCAACCGAAUUGAUAUCAAUGUAAUCAUUGUUAGAUAGUGUCGCAAAUUUAAGCGAGAAGACGUCAUUACUUAAAUCUCCAUAUAUAGAAUCAUAUGAAAAAUUUUAAUUUUACUAAGUAAAUGCAGAUAUUACAGAGGGGUUUAAAGCAGAAAUUUUAGUAUUUCUCGCUUUAUUUGUUUUUUAUAUAAGUAGUUUAAUAUUGGAGAGAGUUAUUUCAAUCUUGGAGAUGAGUUCAUUUUUAUAAGGUUUCCCAAAAUUUGUUCGUUUUUUACAAAGAUAUUAAAGAAAACUCAAUAAAUAAAUUAAGAAAUUCGACAGAAGUUUUAUCCAAAGUACUUUGCUAGCUUGUAGUUGGGAUCUUAUCUUUAUGGCAAUGCUUGAAUUAUCUUCCAACCAUGAUUUUUCUUAUUAUAGAAGUUAUGUUCGUCUAACCAUUACUUUUAUAAUACUAAUCAUGAUUUUCCUUUUAAUCUUAUAGUAAAUUUCUGGAGUAAUUACUUGGAAAAGAUAAAAUUUAGAUCAAUAUUGGUUUAAAAAAUAACCCUUUUUCCUUUUAAUAAAAAAGAUUUUAAUAGUUUCAGUCCUUGUAUUUUAUUAGCGUGAGUAGAUAAUAUAAACUUUGCUUAUGACUUUAAUCAAUGCAUUCUACUUAAUUUAUGUAAUUAACAUGAAGACCACCGAAGAAUUCGAAAUUUAAAUCAAAAAUAUAAUAAUGGAAGCAUCCCUAACAUUAUUUACAGCAUCGACAGUCAUAAAUUGGGAUAUUUUGUAACGAUACUUUGAAUAUAAAUUUAUAAUCAUAGUGAGUUGGGUUUAAAUGUUUUUUUUAGUAAGUGUUCUAAUUUUAUAUUUGCUUUUCGAGCUUCAUGAAAUUAUCAUCUAAAUCAAAAGUAAAAUUACAAAAUUAAUUGAAAAAAGAAUAAGUAGACAUAAAUCUAAUGAAGAGAGGCAAACAUAAAAUAAAGAAAAUGGACUAUAAAAGGAAAAUCUUUAAACUCAAAAGAUUAUAUUUGCAGUGUAAACAGUUAAUCAAAUACAAAUAAAAUAAUGA
Paramecium octaurelia is the source of this 3698-nucleotide messenger RNA. NCBI's taxonomy places the organism in Eukaryota, Ciliophora, Oligohymenophorea, Peniculida, Parameciidae. The record is from the annotation of a GenBank genome assembly.